Messenger RNA from Laccaria bicolor S238N-H82, 1392 nucleotides. RefSeq names its product APC amino acid permease. The record is from RefSeq and is a predicted model, not a curated record. Gene Ontology annotation, biological process: amino acid transmembrane transport. The transcript has 12 exons. Gene Ontology annotation, molecular function: L-amino acid transmembrane transporter activity. The annotation marks the transcript as partial. Gene Ontology annotation, cellular component: membrane. Lineage: Eukaryota; Fungi; Basidiomycota; Agaricomycetes; Agaricales; Hydnangiaceae.
UCUCUCGUCACAGGAAUUGCCCUAAUUGUGGGCCUCCAGAUAGGAUCUGGAAUAUUCUCCUCUCCAGGAGUUGUUGUCGCAAAUACCCACAGCGCUGGCGCUAGUUUGUUGGUCUGGCUCGCUUCCGGGUUGCUUGCGUGGACAGGGGCGAGCAGUUUUGCGGAACUUGGCUCAGCCAUUCCGCAAAAUGGUGGCGCUCAGGCUUAUCUUGCAUAUGCGUAUGGGCCCCUCGUUUCCUACCUGUUUGCUUGGACAGCAAUAAUCGCUUUAAAGCCAGGUGGAAAUGCGGUAAUCAGCCUCAUUUUUGCCGAGUAUCUCAAUCGGAUUUUUUGGAAUAUCAGCGCUGAGGUGUCAGCGGAUGGCAUUCCUCAAUGGGCUAUCAAACUUACCGCGACUGGUGCAGUCAUCCUAGUCACAGUUCUUUGUGUCGCAACUCAAAAGUUGGGGACUCGAGUUGCUGUGGUUUUCACCACAAUCAAGGCAAGUGCCAGGUCGCGUAUCCUUGUGACUGUUCUUGGUGUCGUUCAACUUGCUCGCGGAAAAGCCUCUCCAUCUCUACGCCAGCCCUGGUUUGAAAAUUCAUCGACGAGCCCUUCUGCAUAUUCGUUGGCUCUUUAUUCUGGACUGUGGGCAUUCGAUGGUUGGGAUCAGGCUAAUUACGUUGGUGGUGAAAUUCACCACCCUGAAAAGAAUAUUCCCCGCGCCAUUCACUCAAGUAUGUUGAUUGUCACACUACUUUUUCUGCUCGCGAAUCUAUCGUACUUCGUGGUUUUAGACAAGGACGUGGUUGGUGUUAGCAACACUGUAGCAAUGGAUUUCGGUAGAACCCUGUUUGGUCAUGUUGGCGGCACACUGUUCGCCGUGAUGGUGGCAGUCUCGUGCUUCGGAGCCCUCAAUGGCUCGUUCUUCACAUCUUCCCGCCUAGUGUACGCUGCUGGCCGUGAACGGUAUCUUCCCGCAAUAUUUGGCCGCUUACACUCGACGCGGAAGACGCCUUUAAACGCGUCCCUUCUCCAAGCUGGGAUUACAAUUUGCUUUAUAUUGAUUGGCGGUGGCUUCAGGUCGCUGAUCAAUUUCUCUGUCGUUGCCUCUUGGGCGUUCUACUUUCUAACGGUUUUGGGGCUCGUAAUCUUGCGGGUAAAGGAGCCUACGCUUGAAAGACCGUACAAAACGUGGAUUCUUACACCACUGACAUUUUGCGCUGUAGCCCUUUUCUUACUGUGCAUGCCUAUCAUUGCAGCACCAGUCGAAGCCAUUGCAGUACUGGGUUUCAUCCUUGCUGGUAUCCCUGUGUAUUAUCUCACGCAACAAUGUGACGAAAGCACCCAUGCAGCCUGUGAGUCAUCAGGUGACCGUCCGCCAGGUCGAGUUAGCUCAUCACUUACGAUUUAG